Messenger RNA from Trichoderma aggressivum f. europaeum, 1350 nucleotides. RefSeq lists its product as uncharacterized. Gene Ontology annotation, cellular component: fungal-type vacuole membrane. Lineage: Eukaryota; Fungi; Ascomycota; Sordariomycetes; Hypocreales; Hypocreaceae. The coding region runs from base 1 to 1350 and encodes 449 amino acids. Gene Ontology annotation, biological process: nucleoside transmembrane transport. The record is from RefSeq and is a predicted model, not a curated record. The transcript has 2 exons. Gene Ontology annotation, molecular function: nicotinamide riboside transmembrane transporter activity; nucleobase transmembrane transporter activity.
AUGGCUUCGAGACCAGAGUACCAGUCAUUAGCGGAUGUGGAGGAUCACGCAGCAGCCUCAGACGAAGAUUCGGCGCUGCUAGGAGGCCUGGACGAAGACAGCAACGAUGUACCCUUUUCGCGGAUCGAAUAUGCCAUCUUUUGCUUCCUGGGCAUGGCCAUGCUCUGGGCCUGGAACAUGUUCCUCGCCGCCGCUCCAUACUUCGCAUCCCGCUUCGCCGGCGACUCCUGGAUAGAAGCAAACUUCCAGUCCACCAUCCUCACCGUCUCGACCCUCACGAACCUCGUCUCCUCCCUCAUCCUCUCCCACAUCCAACACUCCGCCUCGUACCCCUUCCGCAUCAACCUCGCCCUCGUCAUCAACACCGUCAUCUUCAGCCUUCUCACGGGCUCCACGGCCGUCUUUCUCGAUGCCUCGCCGCGCCAGUACCUGGGCUUUGUGCUCACCAUGGUGGCAUGUACCUCUUGGGCCGCCGGCCUGAUGCAAAACGGCGCGUUUGCUUUCGCCGCCGGCUUUGGCCGAUCCGAGUACAUGCAGGCUCUCAUGGUAGGCCAGGGCGUGGCCGGAGUUCUGCCUUCCAUCGCGCAAGUCGUCUCCGUGCUCGUCUUCCCUCCUAGCAAAGAAAACACAGUCGCAGGCGAGGGCGCUGGACAAUCCUCCGCCUUCUACUACUUCCUCGCCGCCGUCGUCAUCUCCUUGGUAACCCUCGUGGCCAUCAUCCCCCUGGUCCGUCGACACAACCGCCUGGUAGCCGACCGUCUUACAGAGCACCUCGCCUCCUCCAUGGCCAGCAUCGAAGAGGCCGAGCGCGCCACGCGCAAAGUCGUCUCCCUGCUGCACCUCCUCAAGAAGCUCCGCUGGCUCGCCUUCGGCGUGGCCCUCGUCUUUGCCGUCACCAUGUUCUUCCCCGUCUUCACCGUCAAGAUCCUUUCCGUGCACAAGGACGGCGGGAUCCUCUUCCAGCCCGCCGUCUUCAUCCCCGUCGGCUUCCUCUUCUGGAACAUUGGCGAUCUUCUGGGCCGCAUCGCCACCAUGCUGCCCUUUUCGCUCUCCCACAGGCCGGCCCUGCUCUUCGCGCUGGCCGUGGCCCGAGUCGCGCUCCUCCCGCUCUACCUCCUCUGCAACAUCAACGGCCGCGGCGCCAUCAUCCCGAGCGACUUCUUCUAUCUCUUCAUCGUCCAGCUUGUCUUUGGCCUGACCAACGGAUGGGUUGGAUCGAGCUUCAUGAUUGCUUCGGGCGAGUGGGUUGAAGACAACGAGCGGGAGGCUACCGGUGGAUUCAUGGGCCUGUGCCUGGUGGCCGGCCUUGCAUCGGGAAGUUUAUUGAGUUUUACGAUAUCUGACAUCUAG